Molecule: messenger RNA, 369 nt
Organism: Protopterus annectens (West African lungfish)
Lineage: Eukaryota; Metazoa; Chordata; Ceratodontiformes; Protopteridae
Gene: NDUFV1
Product: NADH:ubiquinone oxidoreductase core subunit V1
Biological process (GO): mitochondrial electron transport, NADH to ubiquinone
Molecular function (GO): NAD binding; FMN binding; 4 iron, 4 sulfur cluster binding
Source: RefSeq, a predicted model, not a curated record
ACUGAUCUUGUACGUGCGAUUGCCCGGCUGAUUGAAUUCUACAAGCAUGAAAGUUGUGGACAGUGCACUCCAUGUAGAGAAGGUGUGAACUGGAUGAAUAAAAUGAUGUGGCGUUUUGUGAAAGGUGAUGCUCAAGUGGAUGAAAUUGACAUGCUUUGGGAGAUCAGUAAACAAAUUGAAGGACACACCAUCUGUGCCUUGGGAGAUGGAGCAGCUUGGCCAGUUCAGUGCCGAUUUGCUACACAGAGCACAUGCACAAAAAGGGUCACAAGAAAUUACAAGUGGAGGCAUUAUUUUGCUCAGAUGCUGGAGAAAGCCCUUGAUGUUUUCAAUUCUAUGCCAUCAAAUUCAUCAUUCUUGUUGAUUUAA